This is a messenger RNA of Grus americana (Whooping crane), 5890 nucleotides long. RefSeq names its product rhomboid domain containing 1 (gene RHBDD1). Gene Ontology annotation, cellular component: membrane. Gene Ontology annotation, molecular function: serine-type endopeptidase activity. NCBI's taxonomy places the organism in Eukaryota, Metazoa, Chordata, Aves, Gruiformes, Gruidae. The record is from RefSeq and is a predicted model, not a curated record. Bases 846 to 1790 code for a protein of 314 amino acids. The transcript has 10 exons.
UGAGGCGGGGAGGGGGCGAACUCCGCUGCUGCUGCUGGAGCCCUCGCCCGCCGCCGCGCGGGGACUGGGAGGUGGUAGCCUGCUCCGCGGCGACCUGCCGCCUCCUCCCGGUGGCGUAGCCUUCCCCCCCCCCCCCCCCCCCCCCCCGCUCCUUUAGCCCGUCCCGGCUGGGCCCGCUGCGGGGUUGGCAGGGCUCGGGCUGGCAGAGGCGGUGGCGUCUUGCGGGGCGGUGUGAGGGCCCCGGCGUGCGGCGCCCGCUCCCCUCCGGUGGAGGGCGUGAGGCGAGGCGGGCGCGAAGGCGCAGCCCGGGCCUGGGUGUCGUGCCCGAAGAGCCGCCGCCCUCCCGUGCCCGCGGCUGUCCGGUACACCGAAACGAAAGCGCUUUAGAGGCUUCUGUGCUGGGCAAGGCUUUCCCUGAAGCCGUUAGCUCUCUGGAGCUGGCCGCUAGUAAGUUGCCUUCCACCGAGCUUAGCCCGUCACAGGCCGCUGGAAGCGGAGUGAAGUUUAUGGAAAUGAAACAAAUUUUCCCUGGAAGAAACGUGAACAAAGAAAUGCUAAACAUGUGUCAUUUUUUCCUGUUGUCCUCCAGAAGAAUUAUUGUUGUUUAUCUAAUAAAAAUGUUUACAGAGGAAGCGUUUGCGAUGAAUUGGAAAGAAAUUUAAACUAAAUAAAAAGUGGUUCCACUUUCUAGAAACUCCAUGUCACCUUGUGCUGUGUUCUCCAGUGUAGCUCCCUCCUUCCUGUCUUAUAAGCUUGCACAGAAUUUCCAAAACUUGUAUGGUUUUGAAUUUGACCAAAAGACUAGAAGUUGGAAUAAUCUUCACUUUUUUUAAUAAGAAGUAAUAAUGCACCGAAGGCAGGGGAGAGUCAAUGCUGGACUCCUUUUGCUGCUUUAUCAAAUUUCUCAAGUUGGACUCCAGAACAUUCCUUCUGUAACCCUGGGGGUACUUGCACUGAAUAUUUUUCUGUUUCUGAAUCCUGUGAGCCCACUGCAUGAAGUGUGUAUCAGUGUACAUGAAGGCUUCUACAGAAAGAACUGGCAGCGUUUACUGCUUUCUCCUGUCCACCAUGCAGAUGACUGGCAUUUAUAUUAUAACAUGAUUUCCAUGCUUUGGAAGGGGAUAAUGCUGGAAAAAAAGCUUAAGAGCAUAUGGUUUGCAUACAUAAUUGCAGUAUUUUCAGUGCUGAUUGGAGUUGUUUAUAUGGUGCUGGAAUUCAUGCUUGUGAAAAUUCUGGAUGAUCCUUUGUAUGAAAGGAAUUGUGCUGUAGGUUUUUCAGGAGUCUUGUUCGCUUUGAAAGUUCUUAACAACCAUUACAAUCCAGGAAGAGUCAGCAACAUCCUUGGAUUUCAGAUACCCAGUAAAUAUGCUUGUUGGGUGGAGCUGGUAGCUAUUCAUUUAAUCUCCCCAGGGACUUCUUUUGCUGGGCAUCUGGCAGGCAUUCUUGUUGGAUUGAUGUACACUAUGGGACCUCUGAAAAAGAUCAUGAAAGCCUGUGCAGGUGGCAUUUCUUCAUUCGCUGACCCUGCCAGGCCAAGGGACUACAAUUCAGAGUAUUAUGGCUAUCCAGGUUAUCCAUACAGAACACCAAGGAGCUAUUAUGAUUAUACAGGUGGGCUUACUGAAGAAGAACAGCUUGAAAGGGCAGUGCUAAACAGUCUUAAUGAAAGAGAUUUUGGUGGAGCAACAUAUAAUAGUGAGCGGCGACCCUAUGGCUUUUGGUUUCCACCUGAGCAGCAUUCAGAAGAGGAAAGAAGGCGACAAAGGCUUCGUUGGUUUGAGACACGAUGAAAUUGGCAGGCGUUGAUGAUGUAAAGUGCUAUUCAGAGUUACCAAAGUAUUUGCAGAUUUAUUUGUAAUACGCAGAUCUGUUUGUAGUAUUUUUCCAACUUUUUUACUACUAGUUGCCAAACUGCAGAGGAUUGUGUGAGUUCAGGCUCAAAAUUGGAACUUGCAUAAAAAGGGUGAGAUAGGAAUCAAAAUGUGAUCUUUGGCAGUCUCCAUCUUGAUGCACCUUAAAUAUGGAAGCUGACUGAUGGUUUUACCAAACUGUCUUUUUUCUUAAGUAAGUUCUUCUGUGUAGCUUCAAGAAUUCCUUGGCUUUUUGACUGCUGGUAUUCUCAGACAACAGGUUUUCUUCAUCCAUUGCAGAUGAAAAAAACAUUACAAACAUUUUACAUUUUAAACAAAUGUAAAACUAUGCAAUUUAUCCUUACAAACUUGUCUGUCUCUAUCAAUGAUGACCAACUGGUUUUGGGAUUGGCAUGUGAAGUGUCACUUGAAAAGAUUGUUUGAUGACAACAGCUAGCUAGAUCAUAUGAGUCUAGGCUUAAGCUUUUCAGUAGUCUUGCAAACUGUAUGAAAAAUAGUUGCAGCUAUCCUUACCCUAAGGAGUUAUUUAAUACCAUCUUUCAUGUUGCAGUCAUCCUUAAAACAUGCCAUUUUACCGAGAGCUUGUAUGUGAUAAAAAUUAAUUGUAACUACUUAUUUCCUAAAGCCUUUCUUAAUAUUUGUUUUAAAUAAAAUGCUUCCCUGUAGAGUUGAAAUAAUUUGUUAGGAGCUUUAUGGAAAGGGGGUGGAUAUGCCAUUAGAGAGAAUACAUUUAUUUAGUAACUUACACUUUUUUGAAGCAUCUGCUUCCCUUUUGAAGAAGGCUUAGAAAUUGUAUCAUGUUUAUGCUGUUCAUGCAGCUUUAGAAAUUCUAUUGUUUCUUUAGGUAUCCCAUUUGACAUCCAGUAGCAGCAGUAAGAGUUUAUAGAUUUGUGGAUAUCUUGUCUAAAUAUAGGCUACCUUGAAUUCGUUUUCUAGAAAGAAUGUCUCCACCCAACUCUAGAGGAGUUGAUAGGAGACCAGAGAGCUCAGGUGUCACUUUGGACAGACCCUCCACUCGCUGCUUGUGGCAUACCUGCCUACUCAGUAAUGUUAACUAAUGAACCUGAAGGGGUUUUGUUCUGGUACUGCUCAAAAAUUACUCACUGCCCAGGCUUUUUUUUUCCUCAAAAUAGCAGAAAUUCUUCUGAAAUUGGGGACACUCCUCUAACUCUUUUCAGUCCUGAAGAGAUGUGAUUGUACAAUAAUAAUUUGAUUAUUGGCCUUUGGCACAGAACUUGGAAUCUCUUCAGCAUUAAUUUACUAGAGCAUUAAGAUGAGCAAUUUAAUGGUUUCUUUUCAUGUACAUGUGAUCACCAGUCUGUGCUUUAUGAAGUCUAUUUCUCUAUGGAGUUGUAGUUUGAAUGUAAAACAAGCUCUAUUUUUCAUAUAGAAAAAAAAAUCCUGAAACUCAUUAUUUUUACUAUGCUCUUUAAAUAAAGAGUACACCACCUGGUUGUAACUAAGCUUUUGUUCGCUGAAAAAUGCGCAAGCUGUUCUUUCUUCCUGUCCUAUUCUUGCUUUCACCAUCCUUCUUGUACCUCAUGUUGAUUUUCAUGCCAAGCAGCAGCACAAUAUUGUUACUCCAGAAAGCGGCUCGAGGUCCUGAAAGCCGAGACAGGAUUGCAGUGUGACUUUGGAUGUACUUGCUCAGGUAGUGUAAGAACACUGUUAAUAUUCUGCAAAGUGUUUUCUGGCAGAUUCCAAGACACUUAAUACCUAAGGAAUGGUGAUUUUUGUUGUGUUCUUGGUCUUGGUUGUUUUUCUAUAUAUGCAGUAGCCAUAGAAUAAAAUAGCAGAUACUCCUAUGCUCACUGAAAACAGGUGUCAGAAACUUGUGCACAGUUUGUAUAUUUCUCUCAGUGGGCAAUAAUUAUAUGUAAAUGAGGAGGAAGUAUUCUGAGGAACCAAUGCUAAUCUUUCAAUGCUCUGGUCAAAAGUUUCAGUGUAAGUUACUGUGUCUGUUAAGCUCUGUUAUUUUAAUUAUUUAAAACCACUGGAUUAGCCACUAGUCAGUUGAAAAAAAUACUUCAACAUGACUACAGUUUUAAAAGCACUUGUUUUUGUAAAGUGAGGUUAGAAAUACUUGCCAUUAAAUAUUCACCAAAAUUGUCAGUACUAAUAGUUGUUCAGCUGUUUUGACUUUUUUUAUAGAAAAUUGAAAUAAAUAUUUUUUUACAUUUAAAACUGUCUCUCUUUCAUUAUAGUAAUUAAUAAGGUGUAUAUUUUAAAUUACAGAGCUGCCACUAUACUGUUAGAAAUGAAGACUUGUGAUAUUGAGGGGAGAGAUUGAUUAUGUUGGGACUCAUUUUGUUUCUUUUUGAACUGAGUGGAAGUUUUGGGAUUGGAAUAUUGGCAAGUUCUGGUACUUAAAAGUAUUUUGGGAAGUUUAUUAACAGAAUGAUUACUUAGUAGGAUUUUUACCAUUAAAAAAACCCAGUCAGUUUAGGCUUCAGAGCAGUGCUGGUGGUAGAUGUAAGCUGCAGAUGAAUUCCUAACGUAUGCUCAGUUGCAUUUCAUCCCUUCAGGGACAAAAAAACUAAGGGCAGUCUAGAGAUGAGUAUUCUAUGUUGCGGAUUUUCUGACACUGUUUAGUACCUGACUAACUCUAUGUAAAGUAAUGACUCUUUAAGAAAAAGAAGUUUUGUAUAAAAUAUUUUAGCAUCUGAAGUUUGAUUCCUUUGUUGUGGGAGCUGAUUUCUUGGAAUUUUUUUGUACUUCCUCUAAACUCUGUGCUCAGGUACCAUGUAAGAAAUUCCACCCCCUUAAUUAAUCCUAAUCAGCAGACCUGUUAACAGAUGCAUUCUUGAAAUUUAAUGGCUGAAUGACCUAAUAUAUUAGUAUUAAUAAAUAGGGGUUUCUUGCAGUCCAGAAUUAAGAUGUGGUGAAAGAACAGCGUGCUUAAGUCUUUCAAAUUCUUUUCCCCCUUCUCUUUUGCCCUUAAGCACAGGCAUUAUACACUCUUGUGUACGUAUGCUUCUUUCCUGGCAGUACCGCUUCCCAAAAGGGGGGAAAUGCCCUUUAAAAUACUGAGAAAACAGUGUUCAUAUGUGUUCCGCACCACAGCAGGACAGAUUGUGCUAGAUGAGUGUAGGUGGAAAUGGCAUUCUCACUGCUGGCUCUAAACGAGAUCAGAUUCUGUCCUGCUCCUCUUAAAGCACCCUGCCCUGGUGCUAGGGGAAGUGGUCAGGGUGCUGCUGCACCAGCCUCCUUGGAGUCCUUCUGCCUGAAGCUUUAUUUUCCAUGGCUACCUUUCAAACAAGUUGUUUUGCUUGCUGCUUUGGUGAAAAUCAAAAUCAGAAUUUCCACGGUCUAUUUUUAAAGAAGUUACUAAUGCCACCUUGUUUGUUUUCAGAUAUCUCUUAAGAAUCACUCCAACAAUUCCAUUGGGAUAAGGGUGCAGUAGGAGACAGUGAGGGACUGGCCACUUCAGAGAAGUUUUGCCUUUGGUUUUUUUGGUUCUGUUUUAUUUGAAAGGGAGAAUUUAACUCUUAUAAAUAGAUACAAUUUGUUCAUACCACGUAUAUGCAGAUAAGGGAAAAAGACCCUAAAUAUUGGUUCAUUAAAUGAGUGACGUAUAUAGUAGUCCAUGGAAUGAUGAUGUGUCUGGGGAGAGAAGGAAAUUCUUUAUUAAAACUGUUUUGAGCUGAAGUCCCAGUUUUGAUAGCUCUUAUGCUAAGAAAGGAGAAAAGAGGAAAGUCAUACCUGAUCAGGGUAAAUGCUUUGUAUCCACACUCUUUAUGGCAAAUGUCUUAGUCUUUAUAUAUAUAUAAAAAGGAGCUUAAAUUGCACAUGAUAAAGCAAAGCAGCUGUGAGUGGUGUUAGUCCAAGGUACUUAUCCUGGCCAAAUGAAGGCAAAAUGACUUGCCUUUUCUCCUGUGUAAUAAUUACAUCAUUGGAAAUGCCUGCAGGACAAAAGUAACUUUCUUUUGUUAGCUAUUGCUCUCUUUAAUUAUGACACCCAUAUAUGCUAAGUGUAUAUACUGUUAAGUACAAGAAUAAAGAACUGUUGAACUCUUAAA